GUCGAUUGAUACUAGAGUCUAGAACUAAAUAUUAUAUUUUGUAUUUAUUUUUUUGGGUGUUGAGUUUUAAAAUAUUAUGUCUUACUUGCCAUUGUAGGUAACACAUUUUGCAAACGGCAUUCAUUCGAAAAUCAAAUUCGUCAGUUGUAUAAUUCGUUAAUCGUUCAUGAAAACCGUGCAGAAAGCGUACUUAAGAUACUCUAGUAGAUUGCACACCUUAACAACCGCAGUCAAAAUGAAGAAAAUGUUAAAAUUGGUGAAAGGGGGAAAAAAAGAGGAUAAAAGUGGUUCUGGAACACCAUCAGGUGAUGAACUAGAUGAUGACCUAGAGAGUGCUAUUUUCUGCUAUAAAAUUGAUUCCGAAACCGAAGAAAAAAUGAGCCGAUUGCACAGGGCUUCAUGGAAUGGCAGCCUAGAGAAAGUCAAGAUGUUACUGCAAAAAAAACCAAUGGAUGUGAACACUGUGGACAGCUUUGACAGAACGCCAUUGCACUUGGCAAUGGCCAAAGGUUACUAUAACAUUGCUUGGGUGCUGUUGAAUCACAACGCUAGCUUAGAUUAUGUUGAUUGUGAUGGGUAUACACCGUUCUUAAAGGCUGUAGAAUGCGGCCAAAAAGAAUGUGUUCAUUUAAUGUUGGAGAGAGGGGCAGAUGUAACAUGCACAGACAAAAAUAAAAAUUCUGCUUUACACUUAGCUGCAAAACAGGGCUCAUUCACUAUAAUAUCUAUGCUACUUAAAAAAGGAAUUAAUAUAAAUGCACAAAAUGCUGCAGGUGAAUCCGUUCUACAUGUUGCAUGUGCUGCUGAAAAUCGUGAUUUAAUAGAGUUUAUAUUAGAUAAUGGAUCACUAAUAAACAUAGCAGAUAACCAAGGACGUACACCAUUAAUGGUGGUAGCAAAACUUGGAAAUAUGUCUAUUAUAGACUUAUUAUUGGACCGAGGAAGUCAACUUGAUGCUUGUGAUAUAAAUGGUUUAUCUGCGAAAGAUUAUGCAAUUAAAGAAGGCCAUUCUAAAGUAGUGAAUCAAUUAUCUAUGCAAAAAAUGAGUAUAAUGGCCAGAACUAGAUCUAAAGAAAACGUUCUAGAUGAUUUAGACCAGAAUGAUGGUGCUCAAUCACAAGAAAAUAAUGAUACUUCAAAUAAUCAAAAUAUUGUUGAUGCUCAAAUUAUAGUACUUAAUAAAGAAGAUAAAACAUCAAAAUCAAAUGUUGAAGAUAACCUAAAUGAAAAAGAAUGUGUAGCUUCUAGUUGUACAGCUGAAAAUAACGAUUUAAAAGUCAAUACAAUUGAUGUUGAAGAGGUGGAUAAUAAAAAGGAAAAUCUGACUUUAAACUGUAAAAUUAAUCAUCCUGAUGAAUUAAAAACAAAUAAAUUAAAUACUGAAAACAAUCAUAAGGAAGAGGAUAAUAUUACUUUGAACUCUACUUUGAAAAAUGAAAAUGAAAUAAAUAAUAGUUCAAUAGAAACAGAUAAAGAAGUAAUUGAGAAAAAUAAAUUAACUAUUGAAAACAAAAAUACAUCUAUAGUAAAUGUUUUACCUAUCAAAGAUGAAGAAUCAGUAUCUCAAUGCACAAUGCCUCCGCCGUUAGAUCCUCCUAGAAGCUGGGAUUUUAUACAGACAAGCAUAAUACACACUACAGAUAUUAAUGAAAAAAUUGAAAAUGAAACCCAAGAAAGUAUUGAGCAAAUCCCUGAUCCAAUUGUUUGUGCAGUAAACACAGAUGAUUCAGAAUUGGAAUGGGGAAGUGAUGAAAGCCUUCCGACUGAUCCUAAUCAAUCGUGUUCUACUGUGAAUGAUAAGAAAGAAGAAAAUAAAAAAAUGAAUACAUUUUAUAAUUUUAUAACUACAAAAUUAAUGAACAAGACAAAAAAUAGAGUUUCUGCAUCUGCAGAAAAUAUAAUUGAUGAGACUACUACUAAAAAACAUGUCAGAAAUAAGUCUUUAACUUCACUGAGUACUUUUAAACUCACUGUUCCAUCAGAUGUAAACAAAGCAUUACAUCAGCUUAGUCCAGAGUUGAACUUUGCACACUCUUCAUUCGGUAAAAGCAAAUCCUUUAAUGAGCAUAUACCCACUGAAAAUGUUGAUAAAAAUUCUUUAGAAUUUGAACGUUCUAAGUCAUUAUGUUUGGAAUUAAAAAAUAAUUAUGAUACAACUGAGAAUCAACAGAGAGAUUCAGAUAGCCAAAGUGAUGAUAGUCUACGUUCCAAAAGAAGUCUUUUGUUAUCUAUGCGAAUGCCUAAAGUUCAUGAUGAACAUCAUGAUGAUUAUCAUUUAGAAGUUAAAGACAGUGAGACGUCUGAAGACGAAGGGCCACAUUACUGGUAUAGUCCAAAUAAAAAAAAUGAUAAAAUAGUGCAACAAGAUACUGUUAUUAAAAACUACUGUGAAUCUGAUGAAUCUGAUAGCGAAUCUGAAGAAAUUGGUUUACCAAAAUCUAAGCCAACUCUUGAAGGAAUUUCUAAAGAACAUAACACAUCAGAUAAUUCUGACACAGAGAAUACAAUAUCAUUUUCAACUAGCCAUGAGGAUAUUUACGGAACACAUAAACGCACUAGAUAUGCUUUAAAAAGAACUGAAUCUCUUAAAGCUUACCUAAAAAGAGUAACUAUUGAUAAAGACAGAUUACAACAAGAAUCAUCUGGUUAUAAAGAAAUAACAGAACUGUUAAAAUAUAAGUUGGGAAAUCUUAAACAAGAUAUUUCCAGUAAAAAUGAAACAACUAAGAGACUCGAAGAACAAUUAGAUCAGUUAGAUGCUAAAUACACAGAAGCUUUAAACACAAUUCAAACACUAGAACUCUCUUCAACAAAUCUAGAUAAAGAAAACCAGUAUCUCAAAACAAUAAAUAAAGAACUUACAGACAAAAUUAUUAACAAUGAAUGCACUAAUAACAGUGCACAUAAAUCAGCAGAAAUAACAACUCAACUUGAAUCUGGCAAUCUUAUUAAUCAAACAGAUGAAAUUUGUACAAUGGAUAGCAAAACCAUUAUAAAACAGCUACAAGAACAAUUAAAACUGGAACAGGAAAAACGGAUAGAACUUGAUGAACGUGUUAAACUUUUAUCUGUAGAAGUUAAUGCGCAUCAGUCAUGUAGUUCAACUGUAGAAUUAUUGAAAGAAUUACAAUCUAAAAUUACCAAAGAUUAUAUACCCAAAAAAGAAGUAUUGAAAUUAAAAACAGAACAAGAAAGAAAAAUCAGUAAAGUGAAAAUGGAAGCUGAAAAAAAAUUAGCAGACAAAUUUUGUGAUCUAGAUAAAUUAUUAUCUCAACAAAUGGAUCAACAUGGAAAAUUAGAAAUGCAAAGAGAAAAAAUUGAAAGCCAACUUAAACAAGAAUUUGAAAAUACAAGACAAAGAUUUCAACUAGAAAUUGCAAAACUUCAAACAACACUAAAGACUAAAGAAAUGGAAGAACAAAUAUUAAGGGAACGGUGUGAGAUUCUUUCACAAGAAAUUGAAAAAACACAAGAUAAUAAAUGGAAAACAUUGGUGGACAAAACUUAUGGAAUAAAUGAUAUACAAAAAAGUUCACCCAAUAUGUUAUCAAUGCAUUGUAAAACUCCAGAACCAAGUCCAACUUUUGACAGACAAGAAUUAAAUGAUAUUUCUAGAUAUCAAUACAAUGCCCAAACUCUUCGAAAUGAACUGGAUAAAGUUAUUACACAAAACACAAAAGCUGCUUUAGAAGAUGAUCCACUGGUUGAUGAAUAAAAAUAAGCAGUAUUGAUUUACUAAAUAAGCUAUGAUAUUAUUACUGAAAUUGCAUUUAUCUUACUUAUAUUAUAAUAAGUAGCCUAUAUCAUUUUCAUACUGAUCCCUCUAGUCUUUAACAAUAUUUUCUGUAUAAUUGACAAAUAAAAUUAUUCAGAAAACAUGACAUAUGGUAAAAUCACUCUCAAAUGAUCAUCUGGUUAUCUCUAUACACACACACACAUUUAUAUAUUAGUUAAAUGUCACGUAUGAAAUAAUUUAUUGUAUAUUUUUUUUUAUUAAUGACAAAUGAUAAUUAUAGCUUUAAUAAAAUAAUACAAUAUUGACCUCGAAAAUUUGAAACAUCUAAUCAAACUUAAGUUUAAAAUAAUUAUACAAUAUUAUUAUAUUUAAAACUUUAUUUAUGUGCAAUUUAUUAAAUUAAUUUUAACUUUUAUGAUUAAUAGUAGUAUUAUUGUAAUAUUAUAUUUUUGUUCCUAUUAUAUAUAAUAAAAGAUCUUCCACAUUAUUGAUACAUUCCAGAGUGAUAAAUAUGUUCGGUACAAUAAAUUAUCAUAAGUGGAAUGCAUUUAUAGUUACCUAUUUAUAUUAUUUAUUUUAAUUUAAAAUAAUUGUUAUGAUUAAAACUACUUUCAGACUUUCGAGACUAGUUAAAAUUUGUUAUUGUUAUUCAAUCAAAUAUUAAUCAUCUAGUUAAUAAUUUAAAUCAAAACAUUUAUUAAUACAAUAAAUACUGCUAUGCUGUUUGAUUACUGACAAACAGUGGUGUAUUUUAAUAAUUUAAGUUAUAAAUUCUUAUUUAUAUGGAAAAAAAAAAAAUUAUACAUUAUUUAUAAGAUCAAAAAGUCAGGUUUAACAUGCAGCAGCUAUAUCUUAUCAUUUGUUAUAAAUACAUAUAGUAUUAAUCUUUGUUUACUCACCAGGUAGGAACCAAUCCAAAAUAUUUCAACAUUUUUAAUUCACUGACUUAUAACCAAACAAAAUGUUAUAUUUUUUAUUUAAAAUUUUUAUAAAAUCAUUAUGAUACUUGUAUUUGGGCAUUGUGUGUUAAAUGUCCAAUACCCCCUUCCACUGGUGGAAAAAAAUUCAUAGUAAAAAUGACCAAUUUGAAAAAACGCCCUGUAACAAAAAAAAAAAACUAUAGUUUUUAUUCAUUUUUGUUAAAAUUGUAUAAAAUUAUUAUUGGUACAACAAUUGAUCAAUAUCUAAAAAAAUUGUAUUUUCAUUAUUUUUUUUCACUUUUUGAAUAUUAAUUAAUACAUAUUUAUUUAAUUUUCAUAAAAAUAGAAAUAUCUGAUUACAACUUCAUUAUUCAAAUAUAGAUAUUGACUAAUUAAGUAGGUCAUUGUUAUUUUACUUAUCAAAUAUACUUAAAUAUUGUAUACUUGUAUUUAUAAAAUAUUACUUUAUAGUAUAUAAGCCUAUAUCAUUUGGAGUUUUUUACUGAGGUGUAUUUAUUUUAUAGGAUUUUUUUUUGUUAAAUUUUUUAUCAUGGUAUUUUUUACUUGCUAUAAUUUAUUAAUUUAUGUUUACUUUUAAUAAUCACUAAUAUGAUAAGUUCUUUUGUAGAUUCAAUAGAUCCAUUUUGCAAAAACAGCAUCACACCUCAUAGAUGAUCAUGUGUCAACAAUUUUUAUCUAUUGAUCAUAAUAUUACCUAUUUAAUAAAUAUAUUAUACUAUGGAAUUUUUUACACUAUUUCUACUUUUUAUUAAUUUUUGUAUUGAUUUAUUAUAAAUACUUGAUGUUAUUGUUUUAAAUAAAAAUUCCAAACAUUUUGAUCUUUAA
This is a messenger RNA of Aphis gossypii (cotton aphid), 5502 nucleotides long. Its product is annotated as putative ankyrin repeat domain-containing protein 20A2. The coding region runs from base 167 to 3715 and encodes 1182 amino acids. NCBI's taxonomy places the organism in Eukaryota, Metazoa, Arthropoda, Insecta, Hemiptera, Aphididae. The transcript is spliced from 15 exons. Gene Ontology annotation, molecular function: protein binding. The record is from RefSeq and is a predicted model, not a curated record.